Necator americanus (New World hookworm) is the source of this 225-nucleotide messenger RNA. RefSeq lists its product as uncharacterized. NCBI's taxonomy places the organism in Eukaryota, Metazoa, Nematoda, Chromadorea, Rhabditida, Ancylostomatidae. The coding region runs from base 1 to 225 and encodes 74 amino acids. The transcript has a single exon. The record is from RefSeq and is a predicted model, not a curated record.
AUGUUGCUGAUUAGGUUGCGGAAAAAGGCGUGUCGUAUGCUGACGCUGAGACGACAUGAAUUAGAGUCAAUUGAGCAACAGCAGAAGCUCACACAACGACAGCGACGACGAAAAACGAACUGCCCCGAGGGAAAAGCGGAGCACCAGCAGCAGCUACGAACUCAGUCAGUCGGCAACGAACCACCACCGCCGCCGCCACCACCACCACUGCGGCCGCUGCCAUGA